Messenger RNA from Humulus lupulus (European hop), 943 nucleotides. RefSeq names its product patatin-like protein 2. Bases 1 to 735 code for a protein of 244 amino acids. The record is from RefSeq and is a predicted model, not a curated record. Gene Ontology annotation, biological process: lipid metabolic process. NCBI's taxonomy places the organism in Eukaryota, Viridiplantae, Streptophyta, Magnoliopsida, Rosales, Cannabaceae. Gene Ontology annotation, molecular function: glycerophospholipase activity; monoacylglycerol lipase activity. The transcript has 4 exons.
AUGCAGGUAAAAUGUUCACCCCACCUGGACGUUAAACUUUCUGACAUAUGCAUCGGCACAUCUGCAGCUCCAACCUACUUUCCUGCUUACUACUUUAAGAACGAGGACAUUAAGGGAAAUAUAAGAGAAUUUAAUCUUAUUGAUGGUGGUGUUGCUGCCAACAAUCCGGCAUUAGUAGCUAUAAGCCAAGUGACCAAAGAAAUCUUUAACCAAAAUCCUGACUUUUUCCCAAUAAAGCCUAUGGACUACAGUCGGUUUUUGGUGAUCUCAAUCGGAACUGGGUCGGCGAAGAUAGAACAAAAAUACAAUGCUAAACUGGCAGCCAAAUGGGGCAUCUUCAAUUGGCUUAUUAAUGAUGGUUCGACUCCUAUAGUGGAUGUCUUUAAUCAGGCUAGUGCAGACAUGGUUGACUUUCACAUUUCUGUGGUAUUCCAAGCCUUACACUCUGAGGAUCAUUACCUUCGUAUUCAAGAUGACGAACUGGUGGGAAAUGAGUCUUCUGUUGACAUUUCUACAGAAGAGAACAUGAAUAAACUUGAGCAAAUAGGAGAACAGCUUUUGAAGAAACCUGUGGCUAGAGUAAAUUUGAGCACAGGCUUAGCUGAGCCAAUCGAUAAUGGUGGUUGCAGUAACGAGGAAGCUCUCAAAAUGUUUGCAAAAUUACUAUCAUCGGAGAAAAAGCUCAGAGACACAAAAUCACGAAACGCAAAAGUGAAUGUCGUUGCGAGUAUAUGAUAACUCGCUAGCUUUGGCAAUUUCAGGUCGAUCUAUAAAUACGAAAGAGGGAUUACAUUCAGCAUAUAAAUAUAAAUAAACUAAUUAAAUAAAGAAAAUGUAUGUUAUGGCUGUGUAAAUUUAAUUGUUUUAUUUUCUCACCACACCGAUCACAGACAUCUACGUGUAAACCAUGUUUAAACUUCACCAUCUACGGAUAUAUGCAAUA